This is a messenger RNA of Lodderomyces jiufengensis, 1839 nucleotides long. RefSeq names its product phosphatidylinositol-3-phosphatase (gene SAC1). The transcript has a single exon. Gene Ontology annotation, cellular component: endoplasmic reticulum. Lineage: Eukaryota; Fungi; Ascomycota; Pichiomycetes; Serinales; Debaryomycetaceae. The record is from RefSeq and is a predicted model, not a curated record. The coding region runs from base 1 to 1839 and encodes 612 amino acids. Gene Ontology annotation, molecular function: phosphatidylinositol-4-phosphate phosphatase activity. Gene Ontology annotation, biological process: phosphatidylinositol dephosphorylation.
AUGGUUUUAACUCAUUCUAUUGAUAAAGAUGGUACUAAUAUCUUUCAUAAUAAUUUAACAAAUACUUAUUUAAUUAUUAGUAAUAAUGGUAAUAAUAUUGAAAUUACAAAAGAAUUACCAAUUUAUUUGGAAAAAACCAAUAAUAGUCAAUUUCAAACAAUUAGUUGCAUUAUUGGAAUUAUUAAAUUAAAAAUUAAUUCAUAUAUUAUUAUUGCUGAUAAACAUACUAUAACUGGAUCAGUAUUGGGUAAUGAUAUUGCAUUUAUAAAAUCUUUUAAAAUUUAUCCAUUAUCUAGUAAUGUUACUUUAUCAUCUGAAGAAAAGAAAUAUUUAGAAUUAUUAAAUAAACAAUUGAAAAAUUCAACAUUAUAUUAUUCAAUAAAUAAUCAAUAUGAUUUAACAAAUUCAUUACAAAAACAAUUUACAACUCAAACUCAUCCAUUAGAUGAAAGAUUUUGGUGGAAUAAAUAUUUAUCAUCACCAUUAAUUGAAUUUGAUAAAAAUUAUGAAUUUAUUACUCCUAUAAUUUAUGGUUAUUUUAAAUCUCAUUCUACAAAAUUUAAUGGUAAAAAUUUACAAUUUGCAUUAUUAACUAGAAGAUCAACUUCAAGAGCUGGUACAAGAUAUUUCCGUCGUGGUAUUGAUUUAGAUGGUAAUGUUGCUAAUUUCAAUGAAACUGAACAAAUUUUUACAUCUGAUGAUAAUCAUGUUUAUUCUAUAUUACAAACAAGAGGUUCAGUACCAGUUUAUUGGGCAGAAGUUAAUAAUUUAAAAUAUAAACCAAAUUUAGAAAUUAGUACUCAAUCAUCAAUUGAAGCAACUGAAAAACAUUUUGCUCAACAAAUUGAAUUAUAUGGUGAUAAUUAUUUAGUUAAUUUAGUUAAUCAAAAGGGUUAUGAAAAACCAGUUAAAGAUGCUUAUGAAACUGCUGUAAAUAAUUUACCACCAGGUUUACAAAAACAUGUUCAUUAUAUUUAUUUUGAUUUCCAUCAUGAAUGUAAAGGUAUGAAAUUCCAUAAAAUUAAUUUAUUAUUAGAUCGUUUAAUUAAUUUAGGUUAUACUUCAGAUAAUUAUUUUGAAAUUGAUUUAAAUACAAAACAAAUUUUGAAUGUUCAAAAAGCUAUAGUUAGAACAAAUUGUAUGGAUUGUUUAGAUAGAACUAAUGUUGUUCAAUCAAUGAUUGGACGUUGGUUUUUACAAAAUCAAUUAUUAAAAUCAAGAUAUUUAUUUUCAGUUGAUCAAACUUUUGCUUCUAUUGAUCCAAAAUUUAAUUUGUUUUUCCAGAAUUUUUGGGCUGAUAAUGCAGAUGCUGUAAGUUGUGCUUAUUCUGGUACUGGAGCUUUAAAAACUGAUUUUACAAGAUUAGGUAAAAGAACUUAUCAAGGUGGUUUCCAGGAUUUAAUUAAUUCUAUAACAAGAUAUUAUAAAAAUAAUUUAGCUGAUGGUUCAAGACAAGAUUCUUAUGAUUUAUUUUUAGGUAAAUUUAAACCAUAUCAAGAUGCAGUUAGAUCACCAUUUGCUGAUAACAGACCUCCAAUUAUUCAAUUAUUACCUUAUUUAAUGGGUACUUCAUUCUUGAUCUUGUUAGCGUUAUUUUAUUACCCAAAAGGUUCAUUAUUAGAUUAUAAAAAUUUAAUUUUUAUUGCAUUGGUUUUAUUAUUUAACUUAAAAAGUUUCCAAUAUAUUAUUUCAAGUGGGUAUCAAUAUGUUGAUUGGCCAAAAUUAGUUCCAUUAGAUUAUUUGAAAAAGAAUUAUACUUAUGAUUCAAAUGGUAAAAUCAAUGGUGUAAAAUAUGAUAAAACUGAACAUUUCAAAGGAUUUUCUAAAAAAUCAAAAUAG